AUGCCAACCGGAAAUUCCUACUUCUCGGAUGGCUACCUCAAGAGAAAGGAGGGAUAUUCCUAUAUUACACCCGAAGAGGCUGCAGGACUUGGCAUCCUGGUGGUCAUUCUGGGGCUUCUAAUCUUGAUUGGUUGCUGGUAUUACAGAAGGCGCAGUGGCUACAAGAUCCUGAAGUACAAAAGCCUUCAAGCUGGCACUGGGAGUGCUUUGAUGGGAAGAUAUCACAGUGAGGAAGGUUCUCCCUUGGACUGCAAAAUGCCCUUUCCAGAAAAUGGCAGCCAUAGCCCUGUGGUGCCUGAUGCGCCACCAGCCUAUGAGAAGGUCAUCUCUGAGCGAGCUCCACCAGCCUAUUCGCCUUGAAGCCCAGUGAAGGUUACUUUCAUAUUCUCGCUUUUGCUACGGUUUAGACCAUCAGAAGAGCCAUCUCUGAACCUGAAAGACAGCUAUGUGUCGACACCUAAUGUUCUGCCUUUGUAGCCUGCACUAGUCAAGUACAAUAUGCUUAGUGACGAAGUAUUGAGUGCCAUACUUUGCUCGUGAUUUUCUACAAGCGCUCAGUUGUCAAGAAUAACA
This is a messenger RNA of Tachyglossus aculeatus (Australian echidna), 573 nucleotides long. It is a transcript of the gene MLANA, whose product is annotated as melan-A. The coding region runs from base 1 to 360 and encodes 119 amino acids. The transcript has 4 exons. The record is from RefSeq and is a predicted model, not a curated record. Lineage: Eukaryota; Metazoa; Chordata; Mammalia; Monotremata; Tachyglossidae. Gene Ontology annotation, cellular component: endoplasmic reticulum membrane; melanosome; trans-Golgi network.